Molecule: messenger RNA, 1790 nt
Organism: Branchiostoma belcheri (Belcher's lancelet)
Lineage: Eukaryota; Metazoa; Chordata; Leptocardii; Amphioxiformes; Branchiostomatidae
Product: protein-lysine methyltransferase METTL21E-like
Exons: 4
Coding region: 816-1523 (235 amino acids)
Biological process (GO): peptidyl-lysine methylation
Cellular component (GO): cytosol; cytoplasm
Molecular function (GO): protein-lysine N-methyltransferase activity
Source: RefSeq, a predicted model, not a curated record
UUUCUCCAGGCUGAACCAGUCAACAAGUACAAAUCGUCAUCACAGGACUCUGAAAGUCAGUGAAGUCUACUUCUGUCAGUGAAGGAAAAGGUCUCUCCAGGCUGUACCAGUCAACACAUACAGACCGACACCAUACGUUCUGAAAGCCACUUUUUCUAGGUGCCAGUGGUUAAAGGGAAGGGAAAUUUUCUCUACGCUUCACAAGUCAACACGCGAUCCGACAACAUACGACUCCCUGAAAGCCACAGCUAUUGCUGCCAGUGGUUAAAGUGUUGAAGGGAAGCUUUCUCCGCGUUGUACCUGUCAAGUCCGAACCGUCAUCAUAGUACGGCUCUCUAAAAGCUCCGCGUUGUACCAGUGUGCACGUAAAAGCAUCACACGACCCUCGAAAAGUCAGUGAAGGGAGGAUUUCUACAGGAUUCACCAGUCAACACGUACAAACCGUCACCAUACGACUAUCUGAAAGCUACUACGACUGCUAGUGUUUGAGGUGAAGGGAAGAUUUCUACAAGCUGUACAACUCUACAAACCGUCACCGUACGGCCACUCUUUCAAAGUGACUACUACUGCUGCCACUGAAGGAAAGAUUUCGCACCAGCUAACACGUACAAACCGCCAGCAUACGACUCUCUGAAAGCCACGGUCUACUACUGCUGUCAGUAGUCGUAGUGAAGGGAAGCUUUAUACCCAUCGUAGCAAUCAACAAGUACGGGCCGGCUCUCUGAUAUCCCUGAAAGCACUACUUUUGCCAGUGGUUGUAGUGAAGGAAAGAUUUCUACACAUCGUACCAGCUAACACGUAAGAACAUCAUCACCAUGCCUAUGACGGAGCCGAUGAACAGGCACAACAUCCAUGAGCAGCUGCCGCGGAGGGACCGGAUGCAGCUGUACAACUUCACGGGGAGAGACGUCGUGCUGUGGGAGAGGAACAUCGGGGAUGACGGGGACGACAUCGGCAAACGGGUCUGGCCAUCGGCAGUGGACCUUUGCCACUUCCUGCAGAAGGGAGACUUUCCUAUGCAAGAUAAGAAAGUUCUAGAGUUAGGAGCCGGCAUAGGACUGGUCGGUAUAGUAGCCAGUCUCCUCGGAGCGGACGUGACGCUGACCGACCUUCCCAACAUUGUUGGCAACAUGGAGGAGAACGUCCGCGCCAACACGAAGGAAGGAUGCAAGUAUCCGCCAAAGGUGCGCCCCCUAGUGUGGGGAAGGGACCUGCACAAGAUCAAAGGGCCGAAGGAAGGUGUCCACUACGACUACGUCAUCGGUACUGACGUCAUCUACAUAGAGGAAGUGUUCCAUGACCUCAGCGUGACCUUGAGGCACUUCUGUGACCCGAGAACCACCGUGCUGCUGGGGUGUCACUUCCGGGUCAAAAGUCGUGACCUCAAGUUCAUUGAACUCUUCAAGAAGGACUUUAAGAUUGUGAAGGAACACAAAAUCCCGGGACAGGGCGUCAACAAGAUUCUGUUCGAGGCUAGAAUGAAAGGUUUCGAUGUGUUAGACGACCCAGCUAAAAAUCACUGAUCACGGGAAUUAAUUUUGACUUCAUGUAAAAAGGAAAACAAGUCUGAAAUUUUAUAUUUUCACGAAUUCUGUAUAAUAUUGUUUUUCGGAAAGUUUACAAAACGUCAUACACAUUUAUCUUGCCCUUAUUUGAUGUAAUAAAAAAGAUUAACGGCUCUCGGUGGCAAAUGUGCUGAUGUUGACACAUUGUCGCACCAAAUCCGCAGUGUGAUUUUGUAGUGUGUUUUAGACAGAUCGAUCAGCUUGUAAGGCUCGAUGGGCAUCACA